AUCAAAAAAUACAAGAAGGAAAUGAAGAUGAAGAUGAAGAUUUAUCUUCUGAUGAAGCAACUCAUCCUGAAGCAUACAUUACAAGUAGACCUAUACCUUCUGUUGAUUAUAACAUAGAUAAUCUGGUUGCUAGAUUAAAAUUGUUCAACAAUAUAUCAAUCUAA
Dentiscutata erythropus is the source of this 164-nucleotide messenger RNA. The record is from the annotation of a GenBank genome assembly. Lineage: Eukaryota; Fungi; Glomeromycota; Glomeromycetes; Diversisporales; Gigasporaceae.